Chanos chanos (milkfish) is the source of this 2513-nucleotide messenger RNA. It is a transcript of the gene rnf217, whose product is annotated as ring finger protein 217. NCBI's taxonomy places the organism in Eukaryota, Metazoa, Chordata, Actinopteri, Gonorynchiformes, Chanidae. Gene Ontology annotation, biological process: protein ubiquitination. The transcript has 6 exons. The coding region runs from base 10 to 1644 and encodes 544 amino acids. Gene Ontology annotation, molecular function: zinc ion binding; ubiquitin-protein transferase activity. The record is from RefSeq and is a predicted model, not a curated record.
UCGACGGGAAUGGAAGAUGACUUGGUUAGUUUGAAUGUGUACAAGAGGAAUAUGCCGAGUUUUGUCGACGGAGAGGCAGUGAGUAAUCUACCAGAAGUGUCAAGAGAAGUUGGAUCACCAAGCACAGAUUUUGACCAUGAUAUCCGAGAUGCAAAGGUGCAAAUCCUGGAGGAUUUCCACAGCCACGAACAGAAAAAGAAUGCAGAAAACCCAGACAAGGACAGCUUUAGAAAAACGACAGCAGUGGAAAUUUUAAAAAUAAACUUCGGUGGGUCUAAAUCGUUGACCACAUUUCAUGACAAUAACACAGAAGACACUAAAGAUGUAGAAACUGUUGACACUGUUUUCAGAGGACAGGCAGAGGAGCAUGGGACGCUUACAGAGGAUAUCAUACAGUGUAUGUCUAGUAGAAACGAAGACAUCGACGGAGGAUUCCCAAAAGGCUUGGUAACGUUCGAAUCAGAUGAUGAUGUGAUUUCUGAUUCUAAAGAAAACCGUGAAAGUAAAGGCACAAACGGAGAUGACGCUUGCCAAUCUAAAGAGCACGUUUAUUGCACAGUUUACUGUAUUGCCAACGACAGGAAAUUAAAUGAGAAUUUGGGAGAUCAAGAAAACGCAGAUAAUGGGACGGUGAGCCCAUCCACAUCAGAUGUCUCGGUUCUACCUCCCACUGAUUCUCUGGAGAAAGACUUGGAACUUGGUCAAUAUUCUGAACUUUACACACUGAAUAACCUGGUCGAUUCCACAGUUCUUACCAACAUUUACAGCGGGGAUUAUAAUUUAUCCGUUGUGUUAACGUGUCGCAUAUGCCUCGAUGACAAACACAUCAAGCCGCUACAUUGCUGCAAAAAAGCCGUGUGUGAGGAAUGUCUGAAAAGAUACAUCGGCUCUCAGAUUCGCGUGGGGAAGGCAGACAUUGUCUGCCCCAUCACGGAAUGCAGUGGGUACCUGGAGGAGAGCACGGUGGUGGCCAACCUGGCCAGUGAGGAAGUGGCGAAGUACAAAUACUUCCUGGAGUUGAGUCGACUGGACUCAAGCACCAAGCCCUGUCCACAGUGUAGCCUGUUCACCUCUCUGAAGGGAAAAGCAUUCCUUACACCCAACAGGACCGAGCACAAGUACAAGAUUCAGUGCACAAAGUGCAAGUUUGUUUGGUGUUUCAAGUGCCACUCCCCCUGGCAUGAAGGCCUGAAAUGCCGUGAGUACAGGAAAGGUGACAAACUCCUGCGCCACUGGGCCAGCGUCAUCGAGCACGGCCAGAGGAACGCCCAAAAGUGUCCGCGCUGCAAGAUACACAUCCAGAGAACAGAGGGCUGUGAUCACAUGACCUGCUCCCAGUGCAACACUAACUUCUGUUAUCGAUGUGGAGAGAAAUACAGACACCUCCGUUUCUUUGGGGACCACACCUCCAACCUGAGUGUGUUUGGAUGCAAGUACAGAUAUCUUCCUGAGAAGCCCCACCUCCGCCGGCUGGUCCGGGGGUCCGUCUGUGUGAGUAAGAUGCUGGUGGCUCCAGUAGUCAUUGUGUUGGUUGUGGUGGUUGGAGCAUUGGCACUGGUUAUAGGUCUGGUUGCCUUCCCCAUCUAUUAUGUGUGUAAGAAGAGGAAGAAGCGUUCUCAAGGGACGAGCCGUUGGCUCUGCUGAGCAGGUCCACCUCCAGACAGAGUAUGACAGAGAUACCAAACAGACUGGAGGGAGAAGACUGGUCCACAGCAUCUCUCCCCACGUCUACUGAUCAGCCCACACACACACGCGCACACACACACACACACCAGGCUGUCCACUUCUCUAUUCAUACACACUUACAUGGACAAGAGGUUACAGUGUCACCAUGGCAACCACAGAGCAGUGUGGUUCCCCUGAUCUCCCUUGCAAAGGAGUGAAUGAAAGACUGUAGGGACUUCAGACUGAAUCCCUUACGACCUCUCUCCUGAGACUUACCAAUCUGAUAUUGUUAGAGUUACGAAUUUUAAGCACUACAGGAUGUGUAGUAAAAAUGGGCCAAUGACUUGUGAGUUACUCUGCCAUAACAUUGUAUAUAAUUUUAACAGAAUCCAAGGACAGGAUGCUUGUUAAGCUUGGCUUCCAGGGAUUUCAGGGUUGUAGAUGACUGCAGUUCUCAUUUGUUCUCUUUGUCUCUUUCUCGUUUUUUCUCAUUCUUUCUAUCUCUCUCUCUCUCUCUUUCUCUUUCUCAGUCUCUUUCUCUCCCUCUCUUGAGCCCAGAGUGUUGUGCCAAUAUCCAGUGGAAUUUGCAUCACUGACUAAAUGCAUUUCAGUCUGUUUAGUGGGGAACAAUAGCCACAGCGUUGUAGGAAUAGCUGCCAAUGUAAGACACAAAUGGUUUGUCAGCACGGUCCCUGUGCCAUGCCGCUGACAGCUAUGCCAACUCCUCGCCAGUGUUUAUGCCUGAGGAAACUGCUACAUGUACCAAAGUCAUAUCAUAUUUAUGGCUAUAUUUAAUCUGUAAGCAUGCUGGCUUCUGCCCUGGUGUGUAGGUCAGUUUGAAAUGAAAU